This is a messenger RNA of Rhododendron vialii, 817 nucleotides long. RefSeq lists its product as uncharacterized. The record is from RefSeq and is a predicted model, not a curated record. NCBI's taxonomy places the organism in Eukaryota, Viridiplantae, Streptophyta, Magnoliopsida, Ericales, Ericaceae. The transcript is spliced from 3 exons. Gene Ontology annotation, molecular function: cysteine-type peptidase activity. Gene Ontology annotation, biological process: proteolysis. Bases 66 to 716 code for a protein of 216 amino acids.
AUGCACCAUCUGGGUAAGAAACAUCUAUUUUAAUUUCGUAAUUGCCUGCUUAUUUAAGGUUAUAUAUGAUCAUCUGUCUAAUGUCCUUAAAACCUUUUUCAAUGCAACAGACUAUACUGCACAACGAGAAAAGCGACAUGAGAACAGUUCUGCUCGACGAAAAGCUCCAUCGUGUGUUUGAAAACGUUCGGCAACAUGGGACUAAAUAUUAUUGGUACUUGGUAUUUCCUAUGAAUGGCAGCGGGAACAAACCGCUAAAAAUUUGUCCGUACCAUUGGACCAUUCUUUUCUUUGAUGUUAGGAAAAAGAAAUGGAUGCACUACAAUUCGUUGAAGAAGAGAGACGGCAGAGAUCCAAUUCUGAAAGACGCUACCUUUGUGAAAAAAUACGUGGAGAACUACAUGAAGGACAGGCAUGCUGAGCUGAAGAACAAAAGUACCGGUACAGAGAUACUCUUUGGAGAACAAAAUUUCGAUGCUCCAAUCUGCUCACCUCAAAAUGCUCCACAACAAGAAAAUACAUCGGUUGAUUGUGAGGUUAUCGUCUGCACGCUCAUGGAACUAUUGGCGCACCUUGAACCAAUCCCAAAAACACUGACGAAGACAGAAAUUGAUCAGUUUAGAGCUGGUUUAGUCUCCCGAAUUUUGAACGAUGAAGGUAGAAGCUGGACAAUAAAGAAAUGGGAAGCUAGAAGGAUGGGGAAGGGGUCGCAAUGACCGUUCGUGAGAUGGAGAGUGAUAUGAUGGUGAGAUUGUAAUAUGGGGAGUGAGAUGGUGUCAUCGGGACAAAUGUGGUUUUAAUUUUUUUGUAAGGAUAG